UACAAAACAGCAACACAUCUACAACCUCAGGAGGCUCGCAGUCUGUUUCCGUGUAUUGACAGCCCUGAGGCGAAGGCACGUUUUGACGCUACUGUGAUCCAUCCUGAAGGCACCUACGCGCUGUUCAAUAUGAAAGAGACGAACGUCACGACCAGCAAUGGAUGGACGACGACGAAAUUCCUCCGUUCACCAAUAAUGUCGACAUAUCUGUUCUCCAUGAUUGUCGGCACGAUGCCUUACCAGGAGACUUACACGGAAAAGGGAGUACGGGUUCGCAUUUAUGCCGAAGAAGGGAAAUUGAACGACACUAGCAUGGCUUUAGACCUCGUCCCAAGACUGCUGGCGUUUUUCGAAGAUUAUUUCCAGUUACCGUACCCACUGAUGAAAUUGGGU
Ostertagia ostertagi is the source of this 393-nucleotide messenger RNA. Lineage: Eukaryota; Metazoa; Nematoda; Chromadorea; Rhabditida; Trichostrongylidae. The record is from the annotation of a GenBank genome assembly.